AUGAGGGCGAGGCGGUCUGCGGCGGCGGCGGCGGCGAGAAGCGGGCCGGUGGGGAGAGGAGGAGAGGAGGAGGUCGGCGAGCGCGGGGUCGGCGGCGGCGAGGUCGAUGAAGGAUGGGGAGGACCGGGCGGAGACGAAGAGGCGGUAGAGCAGGGACGGGAAGGCGUCGGCGAAGAAGGCCCGCGGUUGGUCGUCGGCGUGGCGGGCGAGGUAGUCGAUCACUCUGGAUGUGGCGGCGGCGGCGGCCGGGGGCGUGGCGGCGUCGAGGACGGCGGCGGCGAGGGAGGACGCGUCGGCCCCGGGCGGCAUGGCGGCGGCGGCAGCGGUGAGGGAGUGAGGCCUAGGGUUUUUGGUGGGAUUCGGGCCUUUUUGAAUUUGCCUUUCUCUCUUCCUAGACUGGGCAGCAGCCAGCAGGCAGAGAAGGGAAGAGAAAUCCGGACGGAAAUGGCGCUCGCCUAG
This is a messenger RNA of Miscanthus lutarioriparius, 459 nucleotides long. Lineage: Eukaryota; Viridiplantae; Streptophyta; Magnoliopsida; Poales; Poaceae. The record is from the annotation of a GenBank genome assembly.